Messenger RNA from Miscanthus lutarioriparius, 402 nucleotides. NCBI's taxonomy places the organism in Eukaryota, Viridiplantae, Streptophyta, Magnoliopsida, Poales, Poaceae. The record is from the annotation of a GenBank genome assembly.
AUGGCCAGAGAAAUGGAGAAGGCAAGGAAGGCCACUUCUUCCCCUAAUAAGAGAUCACCGAGACACGAACAGCCCCUGAGCUACAACAGGCUUCACACUGAGGAGAGAGCAAUAAGGCGGGCCGGUUACAAUUAUCAGGUUGCAAGCAAGAUAAAUACCCAGGAAAUCAUUCGCAGAUUUGAAGAGAAGCUUGCACAGUUGAUGGAGGAGCGUGAGAUAAAGCUGAUGAGGAAGGAGAUGGUCGACGAGGCCUCUGACGGUGCCAAAGGAGCCAAGUUUCCUGAGGCUGAAAUGCUGCAUCGGUGGAGAGUUCCAUCGCCAUUUUUGCUACAAUGGCGCCAAUCAGAAGGCCAUCAAGUAGCAGUCCAUAUUAUCCAUAUAUACAUGCAGAAAUGCACAUGA